Neofelis nebulosa (Clouded leopard) is the source of this 8256-nucleotide messenger RNA. It is a transcript of the gene MUSK, whose product is annotated as muscle associated receptor tyrosine kinase. Bases 352 to 2937 code for a protein of 861 amino acids. Gene Ontology annotation, biological process: multicellular organism development; cell surface receptor protein tyrosine kinase signaling pathway; positive regulation of kinase activity. Lineage: Eukaryota; Metazoa; Chordata; Mammalia; Carnivora; Felidae. The transcript has 14 exons. Gene Ontology annotation, cellular component: signaling receptor complex. Gene Ontology annotation, molecular function: ATP binding; protein binding; transmembrane receptor protein tyrosine kinase activity. The record is from RefSeq and is a predicted model, not a curated record.
CAGAUCAGGAAACCUAUACCUCAGGGAAUACAGUGAUGGUUGCAAAGGCAUCUGGUAUUGUCCUUCUGCCACUGUCUUAAAAGGGAUUCUAAAGGGAUUUUCUUUCCCUUGUUCCUCCAGCACUACACUUGCAUUACUGGCCUAAGUGGAUACUCACCAGCUGGCCGUGUCCAUCACUACAGCCAAGACUGAGAAUUCCUGAUUAUACUUAGAGCCUGUGGAGCUGCUGACACAAACAGUCAUUAGCAGACGACCCUUUUGUAACAAACUGUGCUUUAAAAUGUAAAUUGUGGGGGCAUUUUCCUUGCGUUGUCCAGAAGGAACUUUCUCCUGCCUGAGCCUGGAUUAAUCAUGAGAGAGCUCGUCAACAUUCCACUGGUACAUAUUCUUACUUUGGUUGCCUUCAGCGGGACUGAGAAACUUCCAAAAGCUCCUGUCAUCACUACUCCGCUGGAAACAGUGGAUGCCUUAGUUGAAGAAGUGGCUACAUUUAUGUGUGCAGUGGAAUCCUAUCCCCAGCCUGAAAUUUCCUGGACCAGAAAUAAAAUUCUCAUUAAGCUCUUUGACACCCGGUACAGCAUUCGCGAGAACGGGCAGCUCCUCACCAUCCUGAGUGUGGAAGACAGCGACGAUGGCGUCUACUGCUGCACGGCCAACAACGGCGUGGGGGGUGCUGCGGAGAGCUGCGGGGCUCUGCAAGUGAAGAUGAAACCGAAAAUAACUCGUCCUCCCAUAAAUGUAAAAAUCAUAGAAGGACUAAAAGCAGUUCUACCAUGUACUACAAUGGGCAAUCCCAAACCAUCAGUGUCAUGGAUUAAGGGGGACAGUGCUCUCAGGGAGAAUUCCCGCAUUGCAGUUCUUGAAUCUGGGAGUUUAAGGAUUCAUAAUGUGCAAAAGGAAGAUGCAGGACAUUAUCGGUGUGUGGCAAAAAACAGCCUCGGGACGGCAUAUUCCAAAUUGGUGAAGCUGGAAGUUGAGGUUUUUGCCAGAAUCCUGCGGGCUCCUGAAUCCCACAAUGUCACAUUUGGCUCCUUUGUGACCCUGCGCUGCACAGCAACAGGCAUCCCUGUCCCCACCAUCACCUGGAUUGAAAAUGGAAAUGCCGUUUCCUCUGGGUCCAUUCAGGAAAGUGUGAAAGACCGAGUGAUUGACUCAAGACUGCAGCUGCUUAUCACUAAGCCAGGACUCUUCACAUGCAUAGCUACUAACAAGCACGGAGAGAAAUUUAGCACUGCAAAGGCUGCGGCCACCAUUAGCAUAGCAGAAUGGAGUAAAUUACAGAAAGAUAACAAAGGCUACUGCGCCCAGUACAGAGGGGAGGUAUGUAAUGCUGUCCUGGCCAGAGACGCUCUUGUUUUCUUCAACAACUCCUAUGCACACCCUGAGGAGGCCCAAGAACUACUGGUUCACACGGCCUGGAAUGAACUGAAAGCAGUGAGCCCAUUUUGCCGGCCAGCUGCUGAGGCUUUGCUGUGUAACCACAUCUUCCAAGAAUGCAACCCUGGAGCAGUACCUACUCCUACACCCAUUUGCAGAGAAUACUGCCUGGCAGUAAAGGAGCUCUUCUGUGCAAAAGAAUGGCUGGCAAUGGAAGAGAAGACUCACAGAGGACUCUACAGAUCUGGAAUGCACCUGCUCCCCGUGCCAGAAUGCACCAAACUCCCCAGCAUGCACUGGGACCCCACGGCCUGCACCAGACUGCCAUAUUUAGCAUUCCCACCAAUGACGUCCUCAAAGCCAAGUGUGGACAUUCCAAAUCUGCCUUCCUCUUCUUCUUCCUCCUUGUCCGUCUCACCUACAUACUCCAUGACUGUAAUAAUCUCCACAAUGUCCAGCUUUGCAAUAUUUGUGCUUCUUACUGUAACUACUCUUUAUUGCUGCCGGAGACGAAAACAAUGGAAAAAUAAGAAAAGAGAGUCAGCGGCGGUAACCCUCACUACUCUUCCCUCUGAGCUCUUACUAGACAGACUUCAUCCCAACCCCAUGUACCAGAGGAUGCCACUCCUGCUGAAUCCCAAACUGCUGAGCCUGGAGUACCCAAGGAAUAAUAUUGAAUAUGUGAGAGAUAUUGGCGAAGGAGCAUUUGGAAGGGUCUUUCAAGCAAGGGCUCCGGGCUUACUUCCCUAUGAACCUUUCACAAUGGUGGCAGUGAAGAUGCUCAAAGAAGAAGCCUCAGCAGACAUGCAAGCCGACUUUCAGAGGGAGGCAGCCCUCAUGGCAGAAUUUGAUAACCCUAACAUUGUGAAACUCUUAGGCGUGUGCGCCGUCGGGAAGCCCAUGUGCCUGCUCUUUGAAUACAUGGCCUACGGCGACCUCAACGAGUUCCUCCGCAGCAUGUCCCCGCACCCCGUGUGCAGCCUCAGUCACAGCGACCUGUCCGGGAGGGCCCAGGCCGCCAGCCCGGCCCCGCCACCGCUCUCCUGCGCGGAGCAGCUGUGCAUCGCCAGACAGGUGGCCGCCGGCAUGGCUUACCUCUCGGAGCGCAAGUUCGUGCACCGGGACCUGGCCACCAGGAACUGCCUGGUGGGCGAGAACAUGGUGGUGAAAAUCGCCGACUUCGGCCUCUCCCGGAACAUCUACUCAGCGGACUACUACAAAGCUAACGAGAACGACGCCAUCCCCAUCCGCUGGAUGCCCCCCGAGUCCAUCUUCUACAACCGCUACACCACCGAGUCGGACGUGUGGGCCUACGGCGUGGUCCUGUGGGAGAUCUUCUCCUACGGCCUGCAGCCCUACUACGGCAUGGCCCACGAGGAGGUCAUCUACUACGUGCGCGACGGCCACAUCCUGUCCCGGCCCGAGGACUGCCCCCUGGAGCUGUACAACCUGAUGCGCCUGUGCUGGAGCAAGCUGCCCGCCGACAGACCCAGCUUUCCCAGCAUUCACCGAAUUCUGCAGCGGAUGUGCGAGAGAGCGGAGGGGACGGUGGGCGUCUGAGCGCGGGGACGCUACGCGGGACGCACCGCAGGCCUGGCUCAGACUCUGGGAGCUGCAGGAAUCCGAGCCGCUUCUCCCACCUGGACGACAGCACGGCGGACGGAUACGCGCGCGAGUAGCGGGGCGGCUAGCACCACGCGCGAGUAGCGGGGAGGUCAGUUUCUCACCAAGAGCAAAGUGCAGAGGUCAUCCCGUAGACCACUCCAACUUGGAAAGGCUGACGAGGACAUGGUUUACGGGGAAGCAGAGCAUCCUCUUCAGUUCCUGACUCGCCUGGCAGCAGAGUGAGACUCUGCUGGAUUAAAUUUUAAUAUGAAAUGUGAUACAGAGCUUCAUUUUCAAUAGCGUUUACUCCUGUCCAUAUGAAAGUAGUAUAUCUUUCUGUAAGACACUUAGGUAAAAUACAGAACACUAGGAAGAAAAAAACAUUCUUUGUCUCCCACCCAAAGAUGACGGGUGCUGGUUGUUUUUGUUUUGUUUUUUUAAUUGAAUUUCUUUCUUGCAUUUGUGCAUAAUUUUAUAUUUGUUUGUGUUCUCCAGAGUUGUGGUUAUACUUUACUGAUAGAGGGCUUCUAAGGAAUAAAAUGAUAAAUCGGUAAGGCCAUAUCCCCACUGUGAUUUUUAAUUUCCUAUUCUGUCUUUAUGCUUCUUCUCCUUUGGAAGUUUUUCCUUUGUGGGUACUUGUCCUAAAUUUCAUCUGCUUAUUUUAUUCCUACAGUUUUUCUGAAAUAUGUUUUUGUAUUUAUCUUUUUCUUUGAAAAUUUUCUCUGUAUCUUUGCUUUCAUUUUGUUUCUUUCACUUUGCAGGGCUUUAUGUCCUUUUUUGGUUAUUUAUUUUUUUUCUUUUCAUCUCAUAUAUACAAUGAAUACCCAGGCAGAAGUAAUAACUUUUAAACUAACACCGUAGACUAAUGUGUAUAUAACUUUUGCAAAGUAAUACCAUUUUCUUCUGUACUUGCUUCUGAAGCUACACAUUUCAAAUUUGUCAUCCACUAAUGUAUUGCCACAGUCUAUUAAAUCUCCUAAGCCAUAGUUUAGGAGAUUUCUCAAGAUGGUCUUAUGGCUCUAAGUUAUUUCAAACUUGAUGUUUUUGUGCACUUUGAUAUUUUUUUCCUUCUAGAAAACAAUUCCACAGGCAAUAGCAUUAAUAUGGUGUUGGUUACCAACUUUUUUGUAGGACUAUUAACCCUGUCUUGUUACAUUUUAUGAUUGUUUAAGAAAUAAAAACCCUCUCGAAUUCAGAUCCCUGAUGCACAGAUUUUUGAGAGGACACCCCCCCAUGAUAUAUGUUUUUCUAAGGUCAACAUGAAUAAAAUGAAUUCAUUUCUGAAAUGAUGUGAACCCAAAUACUCCUGGAAAGCAAAUAAACAGGGAAGAGAAAAUUACAAUCUACGGUAGACCAACUUACUUUAAUUCAAACUAAUUGGUAGUUAGGGCAAUGAAUUUUUAAAAGGAAAUUUUCAGCUGUCUGCUGGAAGAAUCCAACUGAAAUCAAAUUUUCUUUCAUGCAACAACUUGUUGCCUUUGCUGGAAAACCUGCCAUUUCUUGUUCAUAGUCCCUCCAUGCAAUCUAGACAAAAGCAUCAGAAAUUACCCUGGAUUUUACCCACUCCUUCCUCCCUGAUAUUCUAUCAAUUUUACUUUUUAAAACCCUCCUUCCUGCUCAUGUACCUUUCCUUCCAGCCCAUCUGACUAUUACAGAUUCUAUCACAACCUUCCUUCCAUUUCAGGCCCAAGCAGAUUCCAUUGCUAUGACAGCAUGAGGACAUGCUUAUUCACAAUUCUGAUUGAUAUAACAGAGAAGUCAGAGCUCAGGACUGAGGCCUAGAGAGAUGCUUUAGAUAAAAGUCAUGAUUGUAAGUCCAAAAUUGAGACAGUCAUCCAAAGGGCUAGCUGAAGAAUAAGGUUGCAGCCCGAGUCCAUAACAAAAGGCCAAGCGGCCAACAAAGCAGAAAAGCUGGAGAGGCCCAGCAUCCAGUGUGGAUCUUUUGUGUGGAUAUCCAUGGCAUACUUUAAAUGGUUCACACGUGUGUGUCAUAUAUGUUGUGCAAGCUUCAAAGAAGUCCUCACAUUUCCUCAGCUGAGAAAGUUUUAUUAUAUAAUCUUUUUAAUGUUUUAUUUAUUUUUGAGAGAAAGGCAGAGAGCCUGAGCGGAGGAGGGGCAGAGAGAGAGGGAGACACGGAAUCCAAAGCAGGCUCCAGGCCCUGAGCUGCCAGCACAGAGCCCAUCGCAGGGCUCGAAGUCACGAGCCGUGAGAUCAUGACCUAAGCCCACGUCCGACGCUUAACCGACGGAGCCACCCAGGCGCCCCUGAGAAAGUUUCAUUAUAAAAGAAAGACAUGGAAGCCAAGCCAAUCAGAAAAGCUACCCCAAAGAAAAUCAGAGUCAGGACAGGAACUCCGAGUACCCAACGUAUGGCUCCUGCUGCAGGCAUCCCGUCUCAGAACCGGGUGUCCACAGCUCUGGUUCUGUUGUUCACCAACCACUUCGAGCUAUUCUCUGUUUCCCUCCCUGCCGCUGAAUAACUGCCCUUAACUUUCCCGACUCUUCUUCGCGGCCUCUACAGCCUCAUGGAUUCUCUGUGUGUUUUGGGGGGCUCUGGUAUUCAAGAUCCCAAAGCAAACAGAGCGCAGAGAUAUGGGGAAAUACAGUGAGAGAAUGAGUGAGUUACUAAGCAAGCAAGUAUUAGGGAAACCACGUGAUUUUCUUAAAUACUUGCAGUAACUGAAAAAUCAGCAAAAAUCCCAUUAUAAUAAUGGUAGUAAUAAAAAUACCAUCAGCUCGUACUUAAUGAAUGCUUACCAUGUAUAUUCAAAGGUCUCUAAGUAUAGUAAUACUUUAUUAGCACACUAUCCCUGUGAUGUCCGUACUAUCAUUAUGCCCAUUUUUAUGUGAGUACACAGGCAAAGCGAGAUUAUGUAACUGACCCAAACACAUAGAGCAACAGAGCCUGGUUUAUGACCAAAAGAGGCUGAGCUCUCAACCACGACACUAUGGUGCUUCAGAUGAGUACAGAGGGAACAACUGAACUUGAUGACUAUAUGGACGGGAUUUGUAAUUCGUACGUAGUUUCAAAGGACACCCUAUAGCCCUUAUACUAUUAAUUGUCUCUCCAAGUCUUGAAUAGCAAAAAAAAGUAUAUUUGGGGAUUGCUGAUUCAGUCACAAAGUCAAAUAAACGGCGUGUUUACUUUUUUGUCAGUUCUAAGGGCAUUUCCAGGUUAUGUUAAGGUCACUACCUUAUUUCCUUAGUGCUCACCUUCAGGUUCUGUAUCUUAGGAACAUGGACCCAUUAUUUACCAGUACUGUUUUCUUUGUUAGAUACAGAUCUUUCCCAUUGUAAAAUCACUGUAUAAAUUUAUAAGGAGAGACAAGAGAGAGACACUCACAGUACCAUUGUUAUCAAGCGUCAGAACAGACACCAACAAGCUGUGUUAAGUGGUCGAAUAUCAAAUGUAACAAGAAUACCGGGGUAAUGCAUGUGGCACCAAAGGAACAUAUUCCCUGGUUCUGUGAUGAAGCAGAAAACGAACACUUCUCUCCACUUUACAGUGUAUUAUAAACUGUUUGUUCCAUGUCAUUGGCUAUUCUUCUAGAAGUCCAAUUUAAUUUCUGAAUAAGGUUCCAUGUUAUGGAUAUUACCAUAAUUUAGUUAAUUUAUCUUUGGACAUUUGAGUUUUUCUAAUUUUCACUAUUACAAACAAUAUUGUGAUGAUCGUCCUUAUUUGCAUGUGUGCGUAAUUAUCUCUUUAUGGAAAUUCUGAGAAAGGGAAUGUCCGGGCCAAAUGGCAUGCACAACAUUAAGGCUUUUGUUAAGUAUUAUCAUAUUCUCUAGAAAUAUUGUUCCCAUCUGCAUUGUACAAGAGAUCUCGUAGCCCUAAAAAUUUACUGUCACAGAGAAUUAAUUCUCUUAUUUUUUUUAGAAGACUUGUCUAUUUGGUGAUAGAAAAAGAUGAUCUCCUUUUGAUUUUAUGCUUUAAAUUACUAGUGAAGUUGAAUUUUUCUUGUUCCUAGGUCACUUAUAGUUUUUAUUUUGGGAAUCAUCUAUAGCCUGUUUUUCUGCUGUGUUGUUCUUUUCUCUAAUUGACUUGCAAGAGUCAUUUUAUAAAACAAAUAUUGACACGUUGUCAUACUUUACACAAAAGGGAAAAUAUAUACAUGCUUUUUUUACCUUAAAAUAGCAUUUACUUUUUUAUUGCACAAGCAAUACUUUAUUGCACAAGCAAUACAUAAUCUUUUGAAAAGAAAAUAAGCAAUAAUAUGCAAUAACAACACAUAGUGUAAAAUAAUGGGGAAAAUGAAAAAACACCAACCAGUGGUAACUAACAUUAAUAGCAUGAUAAAUAAAGUUCCAGCUGUUUUCAGAUAAGUGUAUAGGUAGGUAGGCAAAUAGAUAAAUGAUAGAUAGAUAGAGAUAGACAAUCAUUUUAAAUGAAAACCAGAUCAUACUGUUAUAUUCUUUUGAGCUUUGUUUUUUCACUGAAUGAAUCAUAAACAUCUUUCACAUCAAUAAGUAUUCAUGUGCCUCAUCAUUUUUGGUGGUUGAAAAAUAUUCCAUCAUGCGGACCUAUAAUAUUUAACUAUUACUCCAUUGUUGGACAUUUAUUUUUAUUUUUCAUUAUAAAUACAAUAUUUUGAUUAUUAAUCUUCUUGCUAAAUUUUGUAAAUAUCUAUUUCAAGUGAUUUCUUUAGACACAACUUCUAGAAAUGUAAUUUCUAGAACAAAGAUUAUCUAUACCCUUUUAAUACUUUUGAAUAUGUUGACAAAUUAUCUUCCAGAAUUAAUUUAUCAAUAUACACAUCUUCCAACUAGAUGAGAGAUGAGCCUGUUUCUUUCAAAUUCUCCAAUCCUGAGCAUUUUAAUACUUGCCAGUAUAAUAGCUUAAAAUUCUAUUUUGUAGCUUAUGCUUAUAUUUCUUUAAAUGAGAUAAGAUUGAAUAUAUUUUUAAUGUUUUGGGGACAAUCGAUUUACUCUGUGAUUUGCCUCCUCCUUCUAUUAUUUUUCUAUUUGGUGUAUCUUUUUUCUUAUUGCUUUGUAAAAAGCACUUUAAAUACUAAGGAUCUAAAAUUUGUCAUACACAUUUUAACCACUUUUAUCAUGUCAAAAAUAUAUACUUCUAUUUGUCUUUUACUAUAAGAAUUUAUUAAACAGGAAAGAAGGGUGAAUUUUCAGUCUUUUGAGAUAAUUGUGGCUUUUUCCUUCAUUAAUCUGUUAAUAAGUAGAAAUGUAUGAAUUGAUUUCCAAAUGUUGAAAUAUCCUUAUGUUCUGGGAAUAAACUCUCUUUGGAUGUGUCACAUUAAACUUUUAAUUUACUACCAAA